Messenger RNA from Telopea speciosissima, 861 nucleotides. RefSeq names its product ankyrin repeat-containing protein NPR4-like. The transcript is spliced from 2 exons. Lineage: Eukaryota; Viridiplantae; Streptophyta; Magnoliopsida; Proteales; Proteaceae. The record is from RefSeq and is a predicted model, not a curated record. Bases 81 to 860 code for a protein of 259 amino acids.
GAGGCCAAACAAUAUUUCAUUUUGCAAUCUGCAACCGUCAAGAAAAGAUUUUUGGGCUUAUCCAUGAUCUAGGCCCAUCAAUGAAGUAUGAUCUUGCAAGGUUAAAGGAUGAAUCAGGAAACCGCAUGUUGCAUCUAGCUGCAAGCAAAGCACCUAUUCAAAGGCUCAAUCAAGUUCCCGGUGCUGCUCUCCAAAUGCAACGUGAGCUACUUUGGUAUAAGGAAGUGGAAAGUAUUAUGCCCUCCGUCAAUGACCUAUAUCAGAACAAGAAAUAUGAAAAAUCAAGAAUAUUAUUCACUGAAGAACAUAGAGACCUAGUAAAAGAUGGAGCAACAUGGAUGAAGGAUACAGCAACACAAUGCAUGGUGGUAGCAACACUAAUCACUACUAUUAUGUUUGCAGCAGUGUUUACUGUACCAGGUGCCAAUAAGGAUAAUAGUGAUCAUACAGGAACAGGAGAACCCAAUAAUAAUUACGUACAAGGCAAGUUUCCACUAGUUUUUGUCAUAUCAAAUAUAUUAGCACUUUGCUCUUCGGUUGCUUCAAUGUUGAUGUUUCUGGCCAUUAUUACUUCACGAUAUGCGGAAGAAGACUUCUUGUCGACUUUGCCUCGGAUGUUGAUGUUGGGCCUUUUAUUUCUCUUUGUUUCUAUAGUGGGAAUGAUGAUAGCCUUUGUGACAGCUAUCUUAUUUAUGCUUCACUAUGAUGUUCGCCGGUGGGCCUCCUUUCCAAUUAUCUUUCUUGCAAGUGUCCCAGUCACUAUAUAUGCUUUGGUGGAACUUCCUUUAUUCAUACAAUUGAUGUUUACCACAUCCUCGUCAGAUGUCUUCGGGAAGAAAAACUUAAAUCACCAUGCAUGAA